AUGUGGUUGCCAAAACUUGAGUUCAUUGGUAGAGAUUGUUCACUGUCUGAGUGCGAGAAUAUAAGGUAUUUUCUUGAAAGAAAUCUAGCUAUCGAAAGCUUCCGUCUCAACUUAGCUCAUUCACCUUUUAAACCAGAAGAUGUCAAAUUGUGGGUUUUAGUUGCAAUUUCUCACUACCUACGUGAGCUGGAUAUUUUAUAUCAUGCUUAUCCGGACAAGCCAAACAUUUUGCCUAGAAGCUUGUAUACCUCCAAAUCGCUAGUGACUUUGAAUCUUGAAGGCAAGAUUCUCUUGGAUGUUCCUCGUAUGGUUUCUAUGUCCUCUCUAACAACUCUGCAACUUCGAGAAGUGAUAUACUUUGACGGAGAAUCUCUUGGACGGCUUCUAUCUAUUUGUCCUAUUCUUAAAGAUCUAUUGUUGGACUUUAGUGACACUCACAAUAUGGGAAUGAUCACCGUUAUUGUCCCGUAUUUGCAGAGUUUAUCUAUCUAUAUACCUUAUGAUGGUUUAAUCGAUGGGUUAAAGGUAGAUACUCCUUCUUUGAAGUAUUUCAAAAUUGAGAAUUAUAAUGAUGAGAAUCAUUCUUGUUUAAUUGAGGAUAUGCCUAAGUUGGAAGAGGCAUAUGUAGAUGUCUUCUUACCUGAUCUCGAGAGUCUUAUCGGAUCAAUAUUAUCUAUCAAGCGUCUUACGAUAGCUUCAGAGGCUGUGUACGUUGGCGGUUUUGUCUUCAACGAUCUCGAACAUUUGAAGCUAUGUGUGGGAUCAGACUAUGCGGCUAAUCUCCUUGUCCGGUUGCUCGAAGGUUCUCCCAACUUGCGAGUUAAUAAAUAUGGUGGUAUGGUUUGUUGGAAUCAACCGAUUAAUGUUCCUGAUUGUCUUUUGUCGAGUUUACAAACUUUCAACUGGUUAGGAUACUUGGGAAGACCAGUAGAGAGAGAUGUUGCCGUUUACAUCUUGGAAAACGCUUGUCGCUUAAAGACUGCAACAAUCUCUGUUGAUGAUUCUCAUAAUCCAAAACUUGAGAUGAUCAAAGAGUUGUCACUUGCUUCCCGAGCAUCAACCACAAGCCAACUCAUACUUGUUGAUGAGUCAGAUUGA
This is a messenger RNA of Arabidopsis lyrata subsp. lyrata, 1098 nucleotides long. Its product is annotated as FBD-associated F-box protein At4g10400-like. The transcript has 3 exons. NCBI's taxonomy places the organism in Eukaryota, Viridiplantae, Streptophyta, Magnoliopsida, Brassicales, Brassicaceae. The record is from RefSeq and is a predicted model, not a curated record. The coding region runs from base 1 to 1098 and encodes 365 amino acids.